Molecule: messenger RNA, 1020 nt
Organism: Trichoderma aggressivum f. europaeum
Lineage: Eukaryota; Fungi; Ascomycota; Sordariomycetes; Hypocreales; Hypocreaceae
Exons: 1
Coding region: 1-1020 (339 amino acids)
Cellular component (GO): mitochondrion
Molecular function (GO): oxidoreductase activity
Source: RefSeq, a predicted model, not a curated record
AUGUCCAAAACCAUGCAGGCGUGGCAAGUAGCCGCUCCUGGAUCUAUCGAGGAAACCUUGAAGCUUCUCGACAAUGCAGCGCAGCCAACAGGGCCCCUUCAAAACGGACAAGUUCUCGUCGAAGUUGUCAGUGCAGGCCUCAAUCCUGCAGAUUACAAGGUGCUCAGGUUGGGCCUCGCAUCCAAAGCCAUCACGACUUUUCCCAAAACACUAGGCAUGGACCUCAGCGGCCGAGUUGUUUCGGUAGCAGAUGAUGUUACAGACACCAAGACGGGAGACGUUGUGUUGGUUCGCUUGGAUCCUACCAAGGGCCCUGGGGCGCUCUCCCAAUAUGUAAUCGCCAAUCGCGCAGAUUAUGCAGUUUUACCGCCAAAUUUCGAUCUAGAUCUUGCCGCCGGUGCGCCGACAACUGCUUUGACAGCAUAUCAGUCCAUCAAGCCAUACAUCCAAACCGGCUCCAAGGUCUUUAUUAACGGUGGAUCUGGAGGUGUUGGCACCAUUGGUAUCCAGAUUGCAAAAGCUCUCGGAUGUCAUGUCACAGUUUCUUGUUCUACGGCGAAAAAGGAGCUUUGUGAGCGAAUCGGCGCGGAUGAGAUUAUCGACUACAAGACCGGAGACGUCGUGGCGCAAUUGAAACAAAACGGCAUCAUCUUUGACCACAUUGUCGACAACGUCGGCUCUUCCUUUCCAGAUCUUUACCACCAGGCGAGCCAUUAUCUUAAGCCAGAGGGAGCCUUUAUACUGAUUGGUGGUCCGGCAUCUUUGAGCGGUGUCAAAAACGUCUUGACGGCAAAAUUUCUUCCUUCGUUCUUGGGCGGAGGUAAACACCACUUCGUGCUGUACAUGACGAAGAAUGACCGUGAUGACCUUGCGCAAGUUGCAAAGUGGUUGGCGGACGGGGUGAUCAAAACUGUCAUUGACUCGACGUUUGAGUUUACAGAGGCUCUGGAAGCCUUUGAGCAUCUCAAGAAGGGCUCAAGUGGUGGAAAGGUGAUUGUUCAUGUUUCCAGCAAGGCGUGA